Trypanosoma rangeli is the source of this 936-nucleotide messenger RNA. RefSeq names its product serine/threonine-protein kinase NEK1. Gene Ontology annotation, molecular function: ATP binding; protein kinase activity. NCBI's taxonomy places the organism in Eukaryota, Euglenozoa, Kinetoplastea, Trypanosomatida, Trypanosomatidae. Gene Ontology annotation, biological process: protein phosphorylation. The coding region runs from base 1 to 936 and encodes 311 amino acids. The transcript has a single exon. The record is from RefSeq and is a predicted model, not a curated record.
AUGCAGCUGCGCGACACGUCCGCUCCGGAGCUUGCACGCUAUAUUAUUGGCGAAUACUUGGGCGAGGGCUCUACGGGGACCGCGUUCAAGGUGACUGAUGCUGUCACGGGGAAGCACUAUGUGCUAAAGCAAAUUUCCCUGGAAUCCAUAGGUGAUGAGGAGAAGCUGCGCGCGAAGAAGGAGAUCCUUGUCAUGAAUGGUGUGGAUCACCCCAAUAUUGUCAGAUUUCGUGAAAGUUUUAGUGGCACAAAUUCGGUCAAUAUUGUGAUGGAGCACUGCGCAUCGACACUGGAGGAGCUCAUUGGACGACAACAAGCGGAGGGUGGGCAACCCUUCCCGGAGGAUAUCAUUAUUGAGUGGAUGGCAGAGCUGCUUUGUGCGCUGGCCUACCUGCAUUCCCGCUCCAUUGUGCAUCGUGACCUCAAGACAAGCAAUAUCUUUCUUACAGAAAAAAACCACGUGAAACUUGGGGAUUUUGGGGUGUGUACGGUUCUUACGAGUACUUCCGUGGCGGCUCACAGCAUGAUUGGCACCCCGCUUUACUUUUCUCCAGAGGUGUGCGAGGGGGAGGACUACGAUCAGCGCAGCGAUAUGUGGAGCCUUGGUGUGGUGUUCUAUGAAAUGUGCACCCUACGGCACCCCUUUGAAGCUCAACAUUUGCCCGGUCUUAUUCAGCAAAUUCUCACCAAGGCAGUGACCCCCUUUAAUACGGGACUAGACGCGCGCUUUGAGGCGAUUGUGCGUGGGAUGCUCAAUAAAGACCCUCGCGAUCGCCCGACGGCACAGGAUUUGAUUGACAACCACCUUGUCGUGCCUGUAAGUCACCCAUCCCACCCGUCACAGAAGCCCUCAAGGGGCCGACUAAUCCAGCAGUACUAUGGUCCGGAGCUCGCGUUUAGUAGGGAGAGGGGGACACGUUUGCCCCCGUUGGACUGA